Gavia stellata (red-throated loon) is the source of this 4027-nucleotide messenger RNA. It is a transcript of the gene OTUD7B, whose product is annotated as OTU deubiquitinase 7B. The transcript is spliced from 11 exons. Gene Ontology annotation, cellular component: cytoplasm; nucleus. The record is from RefSeq and is a predicted model, not a curated record. Gene Ontology annotation, molecular function: cysteine-type deubiquitinase activity; zinc ion binding; K63-linked polyubiquitin modification-dependent protein binding. Gene Ontology annotation, biological process: protein K63-linked deubiquitination; protein K11-linked deubiquitination; protein K48-linked deubiquitination. NCBI's taxonomy places the organism in Eukaryota, Metazoa, Chordata, Aves, Gaviiformes, Gaviidae. Bases 37 to 2625 code for a protein of 862 amino acids.
CUGCCGGGAGGAAUCCAUGAGCGCACGACCUCGGCUAUGGACAUCGUCCUGUCGGAUUUUGUUCGCUCAACGGGGGCAGAGCCGGGACUGGCCAGAGACCUGCUCGAAGGCAAGAACUGGGAUCUGAGCGCAGCCCUGAGUGACUUUGAACAGCUAAGGCAAGUGCAUGCCGGCAACCUACCCCAUUCCUUCAACGAAGGACGCAGCUAUAAACCCCCCGAAAAAGAGGCAGCCCGUCCCGGGCGACCACCGCUCCAGCGGCAGGAUGAUAUCGUGCAAGAGAAACGCCUGUCUCGAGGCAUUUCCCACGCCAGCUCCACCAUCGUCUCCCUGGCCCGGUCCCACGUCUCCAGCAACGGCAGCAGCGAACAUCUGCUGGAGAUGCCCAUCUGCACCUUCCAGCUGCCCGACCUCACCGUGUACACCGAGGACUUCCGCAGCUUCAUCGAGCGAGACCUGAUCGAGCAGUCGAUGCUGGUGGCGCUGGAGCAGGCUGGUCGGCUGAACUGGUGGGCGAACGUGGAUCCCAGCUGCCAAAGGCUGCUUCCCCUGGCCACCACCGGCGAUGGGAACUGCCUGCUCCACGCCGCCUCCCUGGGUAUGUGGGGUUUCCACGACAGAGAUCUCAUGCUUCGCAAAUCUCUUUAUACCUUGAUGGAUAAAGGCGGGGAGAGGGAAGCCCUGAAGCGGAGGUGGCGCUGGCAGCAAACGCAGCAGAACAAGGAGUCCGGUCUGGUUUACACCGAAGAGGAGUGGCAGAAGGAGUGGAACGAGCUGAUCAAGCUGGCAUCCAGCGAGCCUCGCGUGCACUACGGCACCAACGGGGCCGGCUGCGGAGGCGUUGAAAGCUCGGAAGAGCCGGUGUACGAGAGCCUGGAGGAGUUUCACGUUUUCGUCCUUGCCCACGUGCUGAAGAGACCCAUAGUGGUGGUGGCAGACACGAUGCUGCGGGACUCGGGGGGAGAAGCCUUUGCCCCUAUUCCCUUUGGAGGGAUCUAUCUUCCCCUGGAAGUCCCAGCCAACAAAUGCCAUCGUUCUCCGUUGGUCCUGGCUUAUGACCAAGCCCAUUUUUCUGCCCUGGUAUCCAUGGAGCAGAAGGAACCCACGAAAGAUCAAGCUGUGAUCCCCCUGACGGACUCCGAGCACAAGCUGCUCCCCGUGCACUUUGCCGUGGAUCCCGGGAAGGAAUGGCAGUGGGGAAAAGACGACAGUGACAACGUCAAGCUGGCCAGUGUGACGUUAUCACUGGAAGCAAAGCUGCACUUGCUGCACAGCUACAUGAAUGUUAAAUGGAUCACAUUGCCUUGUGACAUGCAGGCGCCUUUGGCCCAGCCAGAAUCUCCUACAGCCUCUGCGGGCGACGAUGCUCGUUCAGCUGCGGAGUCGGGAGAGUCGGACAAGGAGUCGGUCUGCAGCAGUUCAGCAAGCAACGGUGGCAGCAGGGCUUGCAAGGACAAAGAGAAACCAAAGAAAGACCGAGAAAAGGAGAAGGAGAAGGAUAAAAAACGGGCAGACUCGGUUGCCAAUAAGCUGGGCAGCUUCGGCAAGACUUUGGGAAGUAAGCUAAAAAAGAACAUGGGUGGCUUGAUGCACAGCAAAACGAUCAAGGGAGGUGUGAGCAACGGGCAGGGAGAUACCUUGGAGAAGAAGAAGAAAGGGUCCCUGAAGUCAAGGAAAGGCAGCAAAGAGGAAUCUUCCCAAGGAGACUUGUCAGCUCCCGUGGAGAAGACCUGCCCGGGUAAAGCAGCCCCCGAAAAGCCGUCGGACCCCUACAAAUACAGCAACGACGUCAGGCUGAGCCUGAGCAUCCUCCGGGCUGCCAUGCAGGGAGAGCGCAAGUUCAUCUUCGCCGGCCACCUCAAGACCAGCAACCGGCACCAGUACCAGGAGGAGAUGAUCCAGCGGUACCUUCUGGAUGCCGAGGAACGCUUUAUGGCUGAGCAGAAACAAAAGGAGGCGGAGAAGAAGGCGCUGGGGAGCGCUGCCCCUGCCAAGAAGCUGGAGCCGGAGGCGAACACCCACAAGGGCGAGGAAGUGGUGCUCAACCCCGCGUACCCCCAGCCUCCCCCUGCGUACACCAUCCAGACGCCGGAUCUGGCCGUAGGCGCUAAAAUAGCAGCUUUUCCCUCCGGCUAUUCGGGCGUUUUCACCUUUCCCAGACCCUCCGUGGUCAACAGCACGGAAGGGUCGCAUCCCCCCAGCUAUCAAGACAGCAGGCGGCAGGUAGCCGGGGGGUCCUGCAGCAGCCUUCCCCCCUACGCCACCUUACCCAGACAUUGCACCCAGGCGCGGCCGAGUCCCUACCAAACCAGCCCUUCCCACCUGGGGAGAUUCUCCCCCACGGACAUGGACGUCCAUCCCGCCUACCCGUCGGAGUGCGACGGCUCAGCCUGCCUCCCCCCGCACAGCAACGGCUACAGGGAAUACCUCGAGCAGGACAGCUCGCAGAAAGGAACGCCGGCGGACAAAAGCAAAAGCCGAGUUCUUUAUAACGUUCAGCAGACCAAAUGCAAGCAGCCGAACUGCAGUUUUUACGGACAUCCAGAAACUGGGAAUUUCUGCUCCUGCUGUUACAAAGAGGAGCUGAAACGCAAGGAGCGGGAGGCUCUAGUGCACAGGUUCUGAGCGCCCUGCCCCGGCGCUGGUCUUGGGACCCAUGAAAGAUUGGGGAAUGCAAUAAUAUAUAUAUAAUUCUUUUUUUAACCCCCCCCUCCACGCUCCUCUCCCUGUCUGUGGAAGGAGGGAGCGGGUAUUUGGCCGGAUGGGCUGAGAAAUGGGAUUCGGCUGGCGUGAUGGAGGUGACGCGGGAGGGAGAGGGGGCGAGAAAAACCACCGCCCCCCUCCCGGAGACCCCGCCAGAGGCGGGAGGAUGCUCUUAAAGAGGCUUCUUCUGGCGAGGGGCGACGGGGCUUAGCGGAGGGCGUGCUCGGGUGGGAGCGCAGCGGGGAAGGGGUUCUUCAACACGAUCCAAUAAACCAGACCAAAGCUUUCGGAGGGGGCGAAGGGGGAGCAGCGCCCCGCCGGGUCCUUCCAGCCGGACUCCGACGUCACUAACUGCCCAGAAUUGAGCGCAAACGCCCCAGCAAUUUCAGUUGGAAUGUCACAGACCUUUUAAUUGACAGAUUAUUUUGGGUUUUUUAACACUGUUUUUAUUUUGUAUUUCUUUUUGCUGGUACUGAGCGAAACUUAGUUGGAAUUGGAUGUUAUUGGGGGUUUUUUUUCGGUUGAACUCGUCCGAGCCCGGCCCCAUCGGAUGUCUCCGAGCAGCGGGCUCGGGGCUCUCCCCUUCCGACGGGCUCAACUUUGUUUUUCAAAUGUUAUUUUUUAAACUCUUUCUUGGGGUGGGAGGGAGGCGGAGGGGCUGGUCACAGUGCUUGAGUGGUUUUGAGGUUUUUUUUUCCUGCAGAAGUACUGUGCAAAACCGUUCUGUUCUCGGUACGGUCGACCCGACUUAGUAAGAAUUGAGACAAGAAACAAGGUCAGUGUCUCCACCCAGCAAUAACCAUCGGCGUGGGGAAGUAGAGAGGACAAAGAGCAUCCCGCGGCACCGGGAGGUAAAUCCGCCGCGGGCUGCCGGGCGCUUGCAGCCCUACGUGGACACACACACCCGCGAUAACUCUUUCUACUUGAGCAAGCUGCUUCCGUACUACCUCUGUUCUGCUGAAUCGAAUUAACUCGGCUCCAUUUUGCUGAGCCACGUAACUGACCUUAGGCUGAGGAAUAUUAAAAAGAUAUUUUUGAUAAUAGGGCUAAAGAGCGAAACGUUAUGAACCCGUAACUAACUGACGCACUCGAUGUGGUCCACUACGUUCCCUUCUCCCCCCGUCCCAGCCCCUGCGGCGUAGGAUGAACCGUACGCUCCCGCUCACGUCUUGCAGGGUGGGUUUAACUUUAGCACUGCAAUGUUUGCACAGAUUAUUAUUUUUUUUUUUGUAACUACAGCUCCCAAGCCGGACUCGAUCCUGUACAGAGCAAGGUUCAGCGUUUUACCACAUGAAAAUAAAACAUGAAUUAUACCGAUAAGUCA